Molecule: messenger RNA, 1928 nt
Organism: Grammomys surdaster
Lineage: Eukaryota; Metazoa; Chordata; Mammalia; Rodentia; Muridae
Gene: Bscl2
Product: BSCL2 lipid droplet biogenesis associated, seipin
Exons: 12
Coding region: 506-1843 (445 amino acids)
Biological process (GO): lipid storage; lipid droplet organization
Cellular component (GO): endoplasmic reticulum membrane
Source: RefSeq, a predicted model, not a curated record
CAUUGGCUGCAGGCGCUGAGUCGCGCUGUCCCGCCCCACGGCCUCUCAGGCCACCUCCACCUGGGCCUCCUGUCCUUGGGCCCGCGGAAACCCACCCUACUGCCCCUUGUAGUUCUCGCCGCUUUCGUUGCGCGCUCGUGUGAAUGCUCCGCGGCUUCUGAGCGCUCGUUUUAACAACCCCCCACUGGGGGCGCUAGGGCAUCUUAUACUCCGCGAUCUCCAAUCCUUACAAUGUCUAACCCGCUCGACUGGCCGUGUUCCCUGGAUAUGGCAAGUGUAUCGACUAAAGAUCCUCUUUCCCAAGAACGCUAACACAGGCGUUGUCUUCUGAGGCUCUGAAUGACUUUAUUCUUCAAAUGCCUUUACCUUUUCAUAGCUCCAGAUCUAGGAAAAUGUGACACUCUACAGGUGACCAGCUUCUAGAUCACCCCUUUCUACCCACCAGUGACUUGAGUGGGGAGAUCCAGGGGCAGCAGAGGUAACCAUCAAGAAGGUAUUUAAAGAAAUGAUACAUCAAAGAAGAGACGCUGGGGGAAAAGAGACAUGCAGAGACCAGAUCAAAGGAUCAGACAAAGAGGAGGAACCUUCAGCUGCCCCAGCCCAUGGCCAAGGGUAUCGUCCCUGUGGAAAACCAGCCAGGAACUCAAAGCCCGAAGCUAGGGCCAGAUCCCCUGUUGUCCCCAUCAUGGUCAAUGACCCACCAGUCCCCGCCUUACUGUGGGCCCAGGAAGUGGGCCAUGUCUUGGCAGGCCGUGCCCGCAGGCUGAUGCUGCAGUUUGGGGUGCUCUUCUGCACCAUCCUUCUUUUGCUUUGGGUGUCUGUGUUCCUCUAUGGCUCUUUCUACUACUCCUACAUGCCGACUGUCAGCCACCUCAGCCCUGUGCAUUUCUACUACAGGACAGACUGUGAUUCCUCCACCGCCUCGCUCUGCUCUUUCCCUGUUGCCAAUGUCUCACUGGCUAAGAGUGGACGUGAUCGGGUACUGAUGUAUGGACAGCCAUAUCGAGUCACCUUAGAGCUUGAAAUGCCAGAAUCCCCUGUGAAUCAAGACUUGGGCAUGUUCUUAGUCACUGUUUCAUGUUAUACCAGAGGUGGCCGAAUCAUCUCCACUUCUUCACGCUCAGUAAUGCUGCAUUACCGCUCUCAGCUGCUCCAGAUGCUUGACACACUGGUGUUCUCCAGCCUCCUGCUGUUUGGCUUUGCUGAACAGAAGCAGCUCCUGGAAGUAGAACUCUACUCUGACUAUAGGGAGAAUUCGUAUGUGCCAACAACUGGAGCAAUUAUUGAGAUCCACAGCAAGCGCAUCCAGAUGUAUGGGGCUUACCUCCGGAUCCACGCCCACUUCACCGGGCUCAGGUACCUGCUAUACAACUUCCCCAUGACCUGCGCCUUCGUGGGUGUGGCCAGCAACUUCACCUUCCUCAGCGUCAUCGUGCUCUUCAGCUAUAUGCAGUGGGUGUGGGGUGCUGUCUGGCCCCGACACCGCUUCUCUUUGCAGGUUAAUAUCCGACAAAGGGAUAAUUCAGGACAUGGGGCCCAGCGUCGGAUCUCUCGCCAUCAGCCAGGUCAGGAAUCUACCCAGCAGUCAGAUGUGACAGAGGAUGGCGAGAGCCCUGAAGAUCCCUCAGGAACAGAGGGCCAGCUGUCUGAGGAAGAGAAACCAGAGAAGCAGCCCCUGAAUGGAGAAGAGGAGCCAGAGCCAGAGCCAGAGGCUAGUGAUGGCUCCUGGGAAGAUGCAGCUUUGCUGACAGAGGCCAACUUGCCUACCUCUGCCUCAACUUCUGCCCUUGCUCCUGAGACUCUGGGUAGCCUCAGGCAACGCCCAACCUGCUCCAGUUCCUGAACAAAAGGAUGGAUUCCUCACAUUCCAGCACUUUCCCAUGGGGCACCUUUUUCCUUGUUCCCUUAAUAAACUGUUUUGUGCCAGC